AUGUCUAAUCAUUCAUUUGAAGUCCCUUGGAACGAUACCAAUCCGUUACUCGAAAAUACUCCAAAGAAUCCAGUAAUUUGUGAGCUCGUCUGUCAAUUAGAAAAAUUAUUACAGGAAAGAAAAAAAAAUAGUUGCCCUUCUGAUGAUAUGGACAUUAGAAUAUUAUCAGCCAUUGAAUGUGCAAUGAACAACGUCAAGUUACUGAUAGAAAAACAAGACUUAACGGACCAGCAAAAACGGUAUUUAGUAAAAAAAAGUAGGUUAAUGAUUAAAGAGGCAAGCAAUGUCAUUGAAAAAUCUUUAAAACUGCGAUCACAUUGA
Molecule: messenger RNA, 321 nt
Organism: Sipha flava (yellow sugarcane aphid)
Lineage: Eukaryota; Metazoa; Arthropoda; Insecta; Hemiptera; Aphididae
Exons: 1
Coding region: 1-321 (106 amino acids)
Source: RefSeq, a predicted model, not a curated record